GAAAGCAGAAGCACAGAACCCUGCAGAGCUCAGACUUGGUUUUUGGAAGAAGAUCAGCUUCAAGGAGGAAAACUGCCAAAAAAUGGGUGGAGGGGAAUCGAAACAAGAACCUCCAAAAGACUUCGAGCAACCUUGGAGAAACAUAGUCUGGAACUCAAAGGCACUGAAAUCUGAGUUAAGUGAAUUUCAACUUAACCACCCAGACAUCAGCCAGUUCAGAAUAUUGCUUCAUGGACCAGUUGGAGCUGGGAAGACCUGCUUUAUAAACUCAGUGAAGAGCGUAUUCAAGGGAAGAAUUGUAGUCAGGGCAGAUGAGGAGACAUCUGCUGGGAAGAGCUUCACAAAAACAUACAAAACUUACCAAAUCACAGACAAUCAAUCAGUGACUUUGCCAUUUGUCCUCAAUGAUGUUAUGGGUCUGGAAGAUCGUGAGGAAGAUGGAAUUCAUCCUAAUGAUAUCAUUAAUGCACUCCGUGGUCAUUUAAAAGAAGGCUAUAAGUUUAAUCCUGUUUCUCCACUGACUGAUGCUGAUCCAGAAUACAUACAUAACCCCAGUCUGAGUGACAAAGUUCACUGUUUGGUGAGUGUAGUGCCUGCAAACAGCAUCUCCCGAAUGAACAGGGACGUGAUUCAGAAGAUGAAAACUGUCAGACAGGAAGCCCUCAAAUUGGGCAUCCCUCAUGUGGUUCUGAUGACAAAAGUUGAUGCUACCUGCCCACUGGUUGAGAAGGAUCUAGCUGAGGUUUACAAAAGCAGAAAAAUCAAAGAAAAGAUGGAGGAAUGCAGCCACAGGCUUGGUCCACCACUGAAAUGCAUCUUCCCAGUGAGCAACUAUCAUGAGGAGAUUGAAACUAAUGAAAAAAAAGAUGUGCUUAUUCUGAUUGCAUUAAAGGCAAUUACUGGAUUUGUUGACGAUUACUUGGGUAACAUCUGAGUAUCUGCUAAAGAAUCCAUUUGGAAAAAAGAAUCGCAAUAUUGGUCUUUAUUUAUCGUCAAAUCUUUAUGUAGCUUGUAUAUUAAUCAUGAGUAUCAAGUUAAUAAAGCCACAAGCUAGAAACACAAAGUUAAAAAAAAAUAUUUAGUACAUUUAAGUGGCUAUUAUUAAAUUAAUGGCACUCAACUGCUUAUGCUACAGCUCAUUUUAUUUAUUUUUAUUUUGUUUAAUGUUAUUCAUAAAUUCAGUGUUUGAGAAAAAACAUAUCUUCUAUUACACCUGCAUGAUAUAUACACCAUUUUGUGGACAUUAAAGCAACAAUAAUAAUAAUAAUGACUUAAUCAUUAGUGUCAUAUUUGACUUUGAUUAGCAUUCCAAGUUUUUAAAUUGUAUUUCCAAUCUUUUUUUUUUUUUUUACUUG
Hemibagrus wyckioides is the source of this 1355-nucleotide messenger RNA. RefSeq names its product interferon-induced protein 44-like. Bases 83 to 934 code for a protein of 283 amino acids. The transcript is spliced from 8 exons. Lineage: Eukaryota; Metazoa; Chordata; Actinopteri; Siluriformes; Bagridae. The record is from RefSeq and is a predicted model, not a curated record.